Molecule: messenger RNA, 1794 nt
Organism: Vigna radiata var. radiata (mung bean)
Lineage: Eukaryota; Viridiplantae; Streptophyta; Magnoliopsida; Fabales; Fabaceae
Exons: 2
Coding region: 1-1794 (597 amino acids)
Source: RefSeq, a predicted model, not a curated record
AUGUCAAAUCCUAACUGCUAUCAAGGGAGCAUCGUGAGACCUCCUAUUCAAGCCAGUAAUUUUGAAAUUAAGCCUGCCUUGUUACAAGUCAUUCAACAAAAUCAAUUUGGAGGUGCAAUUUCAGAAGAUCCUAAUUCUCACCUGGAGAAUUUUCUGGAAAUCUGUGAUACCUUGAAGAUUAAAGGAGUCUCAGAUGAUGCAAUUCGUUUGAGGCUUUUUCCCUUUUCUCUACGGGAUAAAGCUAAAAACUGGCUUCAAUCACAACCUCAAGGAAGUAUUUCUACAUGGGAGGAGAUGGCUACAAAAUUCGUAACAAAAUACUUUCCUCCUUCCAAGUCAGUGAAAAUGAGAAAUGAGAUCACUACCGUUGUGCAGCAAGAAACUGAAUCCUUAUAUGAGGCAUGGGAAAUAUAUAAGGAGCUUAUGAGGAAAUGUCCACAUCAUGCUCUACUAGAAUGGUUGCAAGUGCAGAUUUUCUAUAAUGGUCUUUCACCCUCUUUUAAGGCAAUUUUGGAUGUAGCAAGUGGAGGACCAUUUAAUCUGAAAACACCAGAGGAAGCUUUGGAGACUCUUGAAUUAAUGGCAAACAACACAGUGAAUAUGCAGUUUGACCGUCAAAAUAGAAAAGUUGGAGUGUUGGAGGUUAAUACUUUGGAUGUUAUCUUAGCCCAAAACAAGUUGUUAACACAGCAGAUUACUGAUUUGACUCAGAAGCUGGGAAAUAUGCAAGCAAAUAAUGUGAAUACAAGAUCUCCAGGGUGUGAUUUUUGUGGAGGAAUGCAUCAGAAUGGUGAAUGCCAGGCCACUCACCAAGAGGCACAAGUCAAUGCAAUGGGACAACAACAAAAUCAGUUUUCUACCAACUUUAAUGCAAAUUGGAGACCCCAACAAAUGAGACCUUGGAGUAAUCCAAUCCAAUCUAACCCACCAAGGCCUCCAUAUCAAUAUCAAGCGCAACCCAGUAAUCAAGGAAACAAGAUGUCUACGUUGGAAAAUGCAUUAGAGAAGCUAACGAUGCAAACUUCUACCUUUGUGGACCAGACUUCUAAUUUCAUGAAUGAGACAAGGACCAACUUCAAGAACCAAGAAGCUUCAAUCAGAAAUUUGGAGAACCAGAUUGGUCAGCUUUCAAGACAACUCUCGAAGAGAUCUCCUGGCACAUUCCCUAGUGACACUAUAAAAAACCCAAGGGAACAAUGCAAGGCAAUUCAAUUGAGGAGUGGAAGAGUGUUGAAGAAGCAAGAACAAGCCAAGNAAUUUGCAAGAUUUCUUGAUGUGUUUAAGAAGCUCCACAUUAAUAUUCCAUUUGCUGAAGCAUUGGAGCAAAUGCCAAGUUAUGCUAAAUUCAUGAAAGACUUGCUGUCAAAGAAAAGGAAGCUUCAAGAAGAUGAAACAAUUAUGCUCACAGAGGAGUGCAGUGCAAUAAUUCAACACAAAUUGCCUCCAAAGUUGAAAGACCCAGGAAGCUUUGUCAUUCCAUGUGAGAUUGGAAAUAUAACUGUGGGUAAAGCAUUAUGUGACCUCGGAGCAAGUAUCAAUUUGAUGCCUUUGUCCAUUUUUAAAAGGUUGGGUAUUGGUGAAGUAAAGCCCACCAUGAUAAUUCUACAAUUGGCAGACCGGUCGAUGACUUAUCCUUAUGGAAUUGUGGAAGAUGUUCUAGUGAAGGUGGAUAAAUUUAUUUUCCUAGCUGAUUUUGUGGUUCUUGACAUGGAAGAAGAUGCUAAAGUCCCAAUCAUUUUGGGAAGACCAUUCUUAGCCACAGGAAGAGCAUCGAUAGAUGUAGAACAAGGAUAG